AUGACAUCUAACUUGGCAGAAGCCAUGAAAUCUGUACUAAAGGCAACCCAAAACCUUACAAUCACUGCAUUGGUCCAGUCUACAUACUAUCGCAUGGGUUCCCCCUUUGGUAAAAGAGGCCACAAGUGGACCAAAAUGCUAGCUAUCGACAAAGUUUUCAUGGAUGGUUGCAACAAGGGAAUGGUUGAUGAAGUAGCCAAGGUUAACAAACAUAAUGUCAUGCAAUUUGAUCGCGAAAGAUUCUUUUUCAUGGUGCAGGAAAAAAUUAAUCAGGAUAAUGGUCGUCUGACAGAUACUUUCAGCGUUGACCUGAGGAAUCGUUGGUGUGACUGUGGAAAAUUUCAGGCAUUUCACUUACCUUACUCCCACAUUAUCGCAACAUGUUCUAGUAUACGUCAGGACUACUCCAUUCAUAUUCCAGAAGUCUUCACAGUUCUUAAUACAUUCAAAGUCUACAAGGAAAGCUUCCUGGGACUAUUCCCACGAGGAGAACUGACCAAAAUAUGA
Lathyrus sativus (Indian pea) is the source of this 507-nucleotide messenger RNA. Lineage: Eukaryota; Viridiplantae; Streptophyta; Magnoliopsida; Fabales; Fabaceae. The record is from the annotation of a GenBank genome assembly.